Spodoptera littoralis (African cotton leafworm) is the source of this 1560-nucleotide messenger RNA. Lineage: Eukaryota; Metazoa; Arthropoda; Insecta; Lepidoptera; Noctuidae. The record is from the annotation of a GenBank genome assembly.
AUGAAUAACAACAACAGGAAUAAUAAUAAUAAUAAUCCUGAGGAAAAUGGUGGUCCAAAUCCAUGGGCGAUUGCAGCCGGUAUUGGGCUGGCUGGUGCCAUAGUGGGUGGAACCAUAUCAUAUCUGAUGAGUGGCUCCGAGGAGAAGGAACCAGAGCACCGUAGUCCACGAUCCCCCGGUGUGGAGGAUAGGAUGAUAAGGAAUACGGCUAGUACCAGCAGGUCUAACGACUCCGAGGAUACUUCCGUAUCUUCGUAUCUUUCCGAUUUGUUAGGAAGGAUGUCUACGUCACGCGGGGGCCCUUCUAUAUCUACGAUGAGUAUUGAAGAGUGCCAGAACAUUCCUGAAAACCCAGUGAUUACGAAUCUUAACUCGUUGUUGUCCGACAUACACGUGCGGUACAUAAAGUUGAGCGACUUCGGCACUCAUUAUAGAGUGUUUGACACGAUCUUCCAAGCUGUGCACAAGAAGAUGAAGGAAGUCGACCCCUACUACCAGAAGUAUUCAAGCACGGUCCAGUGUUGUGGCAGUCAUUUCGAUAAUUUACGCAUCGAUAAACCUGACGAAUUUGACAUGGACAUAGUGAUCGGCUUACCUGUUAAUAUCAAGGUCGAUCCUUUCAAUCCUGACUAUAGUGACAUCAUUUUAGAGGCUAAGUCCCCGGGAUACGUCCAGCUAAAGACGGGGAUUCAGUUCCAAAAACUACCAAUGAGGGACAAGGAAGAAUGGUUGAUCAACAAAACUGCGUAUGAAUGGAAAGAUGAUGCUAACUAUCUCCUGCGAUCAAAGUUCUGUGAUUGGUUUAAGAGCGUCGUGAACAAGGCUCUCAAUAAAUUUGAAGUUAGUAGUAAUGGACGUCCCGUGUACUAUGUGGAAGGAGUGCCGUAUGUCAUUGACAAGUCGGAGUCCGGACCGGCAAUGACGCUUCUGAUUAGCAACUACUCUAGAAACUUCAAAUUGGAUGUAGAUCUGGUGCCGUGCUUCAAGUUCCCGGAGAACCGAUGGCCGAUCAGCAAAUCUUACCGUGACAUACCCCCGCGUUGUAAGAAGGACUACUGGAUGGUGGUCGGCAAGCCAAAUAAGGCGUCGCCGAGUGCGUACGACCAGUCGCGCUCCUGGCGCAUAGCUCUGCACAAUCAGGAGCGCGAGUUGAUGUACCAUUCAUACAACUUGCGACAAGCAAUUCGAUUGAUCAAAAAGCUACGAGACUCGUUAGGAAUGAAGAAGAUAGCGAGUUACUACAUCAAAACCAUAUUCUACUGGGAGGUAAUAGAAAUCAACAAUCCGGACUAUUGGCAGAAGAGCAGCCCAGCGACAUUGUUCAAGCAGAUGGUAGGGAAACUGCAUCAGGCUUUGGUGGCGAGAAACAUACCUUAUUUUUGGAAUAAGCAGAAUAACCUGAUAGGUUCAGUACCGCCACAAAUUUUAGCCAACUACGAGGCCAAAUUGAAGCCCUUGUUGGAAAUAUUGGAGCAACCAUCGAAAUACAAACACGUAGCCCGAUAUUUAUUGACACCUGAAGAAUUCGCCGAUUAUAACGCAAGGUUCCUUCAUAUCUAA